Lachnellula hyalina is the source of this 1749-nucleotide messenger RNA. RefSeq names its product Vacuolar calcium ion transporter. NCBI's taxonomy places the organism in Eukaryota, Fungi, Ascomycota, Leotiomycetes, Helotiales, Lachnaceae. Bases 1 to 1749 code for a protein of 582 amino acids. Gene Ontology annotation, cellular component: fungal-type vacuole membrane. Gene Ontology annotation, molecular function: calcium:proton antiporter activity. Gene Ontology annotation, biological process: intracellular calcium ion homeostasis; calcium ion transmembrane transport. The transcript is spliced from 4 exons. The record is from RefSeq and is a predicted model, not a curated record.
AUGUACCGAAUAGACUCCAUCAAGCGCCAGGCUAGGAAAGAAGCUUGGUAUGGCGAUUCUAUGAACCCUUUCCGAAAGACUGGAAGAUCCAGUACAUGGCACAACAACAAUGAUCUCGAAUCUGCGAAUGGCGCCGAAGACCAGACCUCGUUAUCAAAUGUACAAACAGAACCUGUAGGACGCUCGUCGGGGCUGAAUGGUGGAGAUGAUGUCCGGGCAACUUCAAAAAAUGAAGAGUUUCACAUGACAAAACCCUCAGGCGCCGCGCGAUCCAGCGAUCCAGAAAGUACUACCACGGGAACUACAUUAGAAAAAACAGCGACGCGCACACCCAGUGCCGAAGAAAAGGCUCGCCGACGAUUCGUAGGGGGAUUCUUCAAAAGGAAUAAAGGCGCCUCGAAUUCAGAUGAAGAGGAGGAUGUACCCAAAAAGCGACCAUGGUACAUGGGGAAAAUCUUGAAGCACAAGCCGUUCACGCUCAGAAAUCAGUUGCAGGCGACCAUCUUUAAUUCCUGGAUCAACAUCUUGCUGCUGGCUGCCCCUGCAGGUAUUGCAUGCAACUAUGCGCAUCUAGAUGGGAAAGUCAUCUUUUGUGUCAAUUUUAUUGCCAUUAUCCCUCUAGCAGCCAUGCUAAGCUUUGCUACGGAAGAAAUUGCUCUUCAUGUUGGUGAGAGUUUAGGUGGUCUAUUAAAUGCCUCAUUUGGUAAUGCCGUCGAAAUCAUCGUUGCAGUUAUUGCCCUGGCAAAAGACAAUAUUACCGUUGUCCAAACAUCUCUGAUUGGCAGUAUGCUCUCCAACUUGCUACUUGUACUGGGCAUGUGUUUCUUCUUCGGUGGACUUCGAAGACAAGAACAAUACUUCAAUCAGACCGUUGCCCAGACCGCUGCCAGUUUAUUGGCUCUUGCUAUUGGCAGCAUCAUCAUUCCAACUUGCUUCGCCCAGUUUGGCUGGCCUGGUGAAACAGUAGCCCCAGUUGUUAAAGUCGCAGCUCUUUCUCGUGGAACGUCCGUGAUCCUCCUUGUCGUCUACGGAUGCUACCUUUUCUUCCAACUAAAGACGCAUUCCGAAGAUUUUAACAAGGAGAGUCAAAAGGUUGCAAAGAAGCCACGCAAGAACGCGUUGCCUGACGGGGCCGUUUUUAAGGGUCUCGCUAAAGCAGGUGGCGUUAGCGCUGGUCCUGGCAGAGCAAAUGUCGUUGACAGACCACCAAAUGAUGAGCUGAUUCUCCCCAACGCCUACGAAGAAACUCCGGACGAACCUGAGGAGCCUCAACUUCAUAUCGCUGUUGCAUGGGCUACUUUGGCUGGUGCUACUGCUAUCAUUGGACUUUGUGCCGAGUUUAUGGUUGAUGGUAUCGAUUCUGUCACCAAGAGUGGUUCAAUCUCAGUCGAAUUUGUUGGUCUUAUCCUGCUUCCCAUCGUUGGAAACGCCGCCGAACACGCGACAGCAGUUACUGUGGCUGUUAAGGACAAGAUGGAUCUUGCUAUUGGUGUUGCCGUUGGCUCCAGUAUGCAGAUUGCCUUAUUGGUACUGCCAUUGGUUGUUGUGAUUGGAUGGAUCAUGGGCAAGGAUGAUAUGAACUUGAACUUCGAUGGCUUCCAAGUUGCUGUACUCUUUGUCGCAGUUCUACUCGUCAAUUACCUCAUCGCGGAUGGCCGCAGUCAUUGGCUUGAGGGCAUGCUCUUGCAAUGUCUAUAUUUAAUUAUUGCCGUGUGUGCCUGGUACUACCCAGAAGUUUCAGCAUCAUAA